AAUCAGAGAUUUCUCUUACCGAGGGAAAGAAAAACCGCUCUCAUUACAUUUCUCCUCACUCUCUCCCGCUCCUGGUGCCCAUCUUUGAUCUGCCAUCUCCAGCCGGCCGUCUUCUCUAGCUGAUCGAUCUUUUCCAGUGGAUUAUCUAUUUCUCUCCUCCUUUUCCCUCCGACUCUCACAGCCAGAGGCUGACCUAAGCCACCUCCGGUCGUCAAUCUCUGGCCGCGGUCGUCUGCCCCCCACUCUCUCUCGGUUCGUCUUUGCGCAACUGGCCUUGCGCCACUGCUUUCCAGCCGUCUUCUCCAGCGACGGUCCUCCUCCGGCUCUGCGAAGGUCCUCCUCCGGCUCUGCGAAGUUCAGCACCAAAUAAGCUAUUGUCACGCAUGGUGGUGUAGUAAGUGCAGCCUGAUGAGUACGAUAGCCAUUCUUUGCCGGUAGGCGGUAGGGAAUCGCAGUCCUCAGGUGUCUCACAAAUCAGCGGUGAUUUUGUAGGUCCACGGUGGAGGGUUUGUUAGCGGCGCAACGGUUCGGUGCCCAUUGAUUUAUUCUAUCGAUGAAUUGCGAAGUUGCUUGACGUGAUUGUUAUUGCAGAUAAUUGUUAUUUCUAAAGAAUCAUUUUGUCCAACAAAGGCACCAAUACCUGCCGUUCAGGUAUUAUAAUGUCAUGGUAAUGAUGAGAUUAAGUACAAGGGGGUGAUUAUGGAGAUGGAACUUCAACGGUCCAUUUCUUCACGGGCAAACCGCAGAGGGGACCGAAAUAAUCAACACUCACAAUCUAAAGAUGUUGAAGGCAGUUUCUUUUCGCCUGGGAGGUUCUCUCCAGAUUAUCCAAUGAAAAUUGUUUGGAAGACAGGUUUUAUUCGAUUGGUUCUGGUAGGGGGAAUUUUGUGGAUGCUACUCAUUCUCACUGCAUUAUUAUUUCAUAUUUGGUCUUGCCAAUCUUCAUUGGCCUUUUUUUCAGCCAUAUGCAACAGAGAAAGCAAAGUAUAUUUCAUGUUAGACACGAUGGGACUUGUACCAAAGGCACCGCACCGUUGUCCAAUUCCUGUUACCCUUGACCCAAACAAAGUAGUUAUACCGAAGAGAAGAACUCCUGAUGAAACUGUUCUAAAUCUAUCUUAUAUUAUGGAAGAUGAGCUUGUGAAUAAUGGAUCUCAGUCAUCUCCUUUAUUUGGUGGACAUCAAACGUGGUCUCAAAGAGAGGAGAGCUUUAAAUUAAAGCCAACCAUGGAGGUGCACUGUGGUUUCAUGCGAAAUGGUGGUGCAGAAAUGGCUCCAAGAGACAUCAAAUAUGUCAAGAAGUGUAAAUAUGUGGUUGCUUCUGGGAUUUUUGAUGCAUAUGAUACACCUAAUCAGCCUUCAAAUAUAAGCCUCCGUUCUCAAAAGCUAUUCUGUUUUCUGAUGGUGGUGGAUGAGAUAUCUCUUGACUUCAUUAAAAAAAAUGUUACUGUCACAGAAGAUAAUGAUGGUGGACAAUGGGUGGGAAUUUGGCGCCUUGUUUUGCUGAAGCAUCCACCAUAUGAUGAGCCCAGAAGAAAUGGGAAGGUCCCCAAAAUAUUAACCCACAGGUUGUUUCCUAGAGCGCAAUACAGCAUCUGGAUUGAUGGUAAAAUGGAACUAAUAGUAGACCCAUUGCUCAUUCUAGAAAGAUACCUAUGGCGUGGGAAGCACACAUUUGCUAUUGCUCAGCACAAGCACCAUCGUAGUAUAUAUGAGGAAGCUGAUGCUAUCAAGCGGAGAAAACGAUAUGCUCGGCCUCUUAUUGAUCUCCACAUGAAAAUAUACCGUUACGAGGGAAUGGAGUCAUGGAGUCCAAUGAAAAAGACCAUUAGUGAUGUACCAGAAGGAGCCAUUAUCAUAAGGGAACAUACAGCACUGAAUAACCUGUUUAGUUGCUUGUGGUUUAACGAGGUUAACCUCUUUACUCCGAGAGACCAGCUCAGCUUUGGGUAUGUUGUGUAUAGGCUAGGGGGUUUGUUCAAGUUCUUUAUGUUUCCAAACUGUGAGUACAACUCGCUGUUUGUGCUGCACCCACACAUACGAGAGCAUUCUUCAAAAAUUGAGUGGGUCAAAACGAUGGACGAGUUCAAGAAAAAUAAAAAUGGUGUUUUGAAAGAGGGCAGGGGAGGAUUAGGCCUGUGGAUGCCGUAUCCUGGGAACCUGGAUUUGGUUGUUCUGCCGCCUGUAGCCAGGACCUCACAAGCAGGAUGAAAAAAAUUGUAAUCUUCAGUCAUUUUUCCCAGAUUUCUUUUCCUCUAGAAUUCUCACAUAAUUUCACUUUAUUUCUUUGUCCCGGCUUUGCUUGGGGAGCGUAGAGACACCCCUGCUAAAUUCCAAAUGAGAAUGUUGAAGCUAUUGAUGGCUUUUGAAUGUAAAUGUCCACCAAGUACCUUAGCUGAUGGAUUGUUUAUCAUAUUUCUUGAUGCCUUAAGGUAAAACUACUCGGUAGCACUUUGUACAAGCCCUUAAAACAUCAAUGCUGAUUACUGGUACAUAACCAUUUACUAA
This is a messenger RNA of Malania oleifera, 2508 nucleotides long. RefSeq names its product probable hexosyltransferase MUCI70. The transcript is spliced from 9 exons. NCBI's taxonomy places the organism in Eukaryota, Viridiplantae, Streptophyta, Magnoliopsida, Santalales, Ximeniaceae. The coding region runs from base 700 to 2211 and encodes 503 amino acids. The record is from RefSeq and is a predicted model, not a curated record.